CAUUUCCCAGAAUCCCCAGUUGACGCUUGAAGUCACGUGAGUAAGCAAAGUUAAGCACGUGACCUUUCUCCCGCAUGGUAGUUUGAAGGUGAAGUGUCCAGGCUCUGCUCCAAGAUGUCGUCCCUUUCGGCUGCCAGCGUGGAGACUCCUGCUGUGACUGAUGGCACGGAGGAGAAGAAGCCUCUGAAGCCAUGCUGCGCUUGUCCAGAGACCAAAAGAGUCAGAGAUGCUUGCAUCAUCGAAAAGGGAGAGGAGAACUGCAGAGACCUGAUCGAGGCGCAUAAAGAUUGCAUGAGGUCGCUUGGAUUCAAGGUCUAACUCCAUUUUGUGCUUGUCCGUGUGUGUGACGUGUGAGUGGAAGACGACCCUGGAUAUUCAUGUCUUUUUUUUUCCACCCCCUUAUUUAUACAUCCUCUGGAAGGGAAAUGUGAGACAGAAGCACUUGAACUGAUGGCUUUAUGAGUGGAUUCUUUUGUUUUUCAACUCUGUAAAAUCUGCUGUGUGAAUAUCUUAAAGGCUGUGUGGUUAUGAAUAAAAGCCCUAUGCAACAAGA
Molecule: messenger RNA, 553 nt
Organism: Poeciliopsis prolifica (blackstripe livebearer)
Lineage: Eukaryota; Metazoa; Chordata; Actinopteri; Cyprinodontiformes; Poeciliidae
Product: cytochrome c oxidase copper chaperone
Exons: 4
Coding region: 115-318 (67 amino acids)
Biological process (GO): mitochondrial respiratory chain complex IV assembly
Cellular component (GO): mitochondrial intermembrane space
Molecular function (GO): copper ion binding; copper chaperone activity
Source: RefSeq, a predicted model, not a curated record